AUGAACGGCGUAGAAAUAAACGAAAGGGAUGCACCAAUUAUUUGGAAAGAAAAGGCUGUGGGGGUCGUCUGCCGCAACUUCGAUGAGGAUAUGCAGAAUGCUGUGAGGACACUUAAGACCGGUGAUGAGCAGAGUGUUGAACGUAUGUUGAGGAGUUACAACAACGUAAACUGGAAAAGUUCUGAUGGAAACACGCUGCUUCAUUGGGCCGCUACCCUUGGUCAUAUGUGCGCUGUUAGGUUACUCUUGGAUGCGGGGGCCAACUGUGAUUCCCCAAAUGUGGUUGGUGCGACACCGCUUCACUGCGCUGCCUUCGGAGGUUCUGUUGCGGUGAUUGAUGAAUUGUUGCUUCGUGGUGCCAAUGCGAUGGCAAAAAAUCGCAAGGGUCAUACGAUGUUCGACUUCCUGAAGGACCUGUGGGGUGGCGAUUUGUACAAACGUUAUGAGGGUCUCGAAAGACUUCUCACGGCAUUGAGUGGAAGUUGCUACGAUCUUCCCAGCCCGGUAACAAAGCCGGGAGAACCUCCUGAAGGCACGUUGGCUUCUCAAAGGAGCUUCCGUGGGAAAAUUGCCUCUUGCUUCCUGCAAAAUAUGCACGAAAGGCAAUCAGUUCCCUUUGAAAACUUCCAAUACGAGGAACGUGAUGAGGAUAACGACGAUGGAUUGUUGCAGAAGUACCACUUACUGGAAGUGAAGGAAUUACUGAUGGACGAGUCUGCGAAACGUAAUGAGUUGGUUCGUGAACACCUUACUUGGGCUGUUGACGUUAUGACGCAACUAAGGAAUCUUGCAUAUCCUGUCCGUUGUGUUGAAGAAGUGGUUGAAGUACUUGCUAAGAAAGAUUCUCCCGAGGGUGAUCGCUGGUUGCUGUUGCGUGCCAAAGGCGCUAGUGAAGGUUCUGAGGUUUGGGUCCGGUUGAAGGAUCUCUGCGAAUGUUACCCCACUCGUACUGAUGAGCAGGGCCAUAUUCCCUCCCUUCGACAUUCGCCUGCUCCAACGAAUUUGACUAAGCGUUGUCAUGCGUAUAACCAAUCAAAUGUUGAUGUUUAUCGGAAUAGUGUUGUACAGCGGGUGAUGCGGUUACUUAAGGAUGCCUCGGCGAGGUCGCUUAGGUACCAGAGGAAGCCAUUUUCAAAUUCUCUUCCUCGUUUUUUAGAGGUAUCGGAAGACGAAAGUGAGAGGGUUUUGCGGAGGGUUGUUAGUUCACCCUGGCACUCUCAGACACCUAAGAGUGACCGUGGAUCAGACGCGUCAUUUUCAACCGGUGUUCGCAGCGUAAAGGAAAGCGUAAUGAAAAGUAGAAGAAAUAGCGGUAUUGUGUCUGCUGGUCGUGAUUUGUGGGGCGGUGUAAGCCAAUCUCCAAAAAGUGUGUUGCACUCAUUCAGCCCCUCCAUUUCUCCAGUCUGCAGAGAGAAAUUCGAUUUGUCUACGAGAUCAUAUGAUCCUUUUAGGGCACCAGACUAUUGUGCUCCUACGGAGUCUAGCAGGCAGCGCGCAGGUGAUGGGGGUAAGAUAGAGCGGCUUCGCCGCAUUUAUGCUUCGCAAUACUUGAAGCGCAGAUUUGACAUUUCAAAGAAAUCGUAG
This is a messenger RNA of Trypanosoma brucei brucei TREU927, 1584 nucleotides long. RefSeq lists its product as hypothetical. The record is from RefSeq and is a predicted model, not a curated record. NCBI's taxonomy places the organism in Eukaryota, Euglenozoa, Kinetoplastea, Trypanosomatida, Trypanosomatidae. The transcript has a single exon. Gene Ontology annotation, molecular function: protein binding. Bases 1 to 1584 code for a protein of 527 amino acids.